GCCUGUAACUUAUUCUCAGUUACUGUUUGAUCUCGCGUCUCUUAUGUGUCGCAAAAUCUUUGACUUUAUUUUACUCCUUUUUUGAAGUUUGAAACCCGUUGGAGUUUGAAAGUUCUUCUGGUAGAGAAGGAUAUGGCAGGUACAGCAUGUUUCAUUAUUGUCAGCAGAAAUGACAUUCCUAUAUAUGAAGCUGAAGUGGGCUCUGCACUUAAGAAAGAAGAAGCCGCACAGCAGCAUCAAUUCAUUUUGCAUGCAGCUUUGGAUAUUGUUCAAGACAUUGCAUGGAAUACAAGUGCUAUGUUCUUGAAGGCCGUGGACAGGUUCAAUGAUUUGAUGAUGUCAGUUCAUGUUACUGCGGGUCAUACACGAUUUAUGCUGCUUCAUGAUUCUCGUAAUGACGAUGGAAUCAAAAGCUUCUUCCAAGAGGUUCAUGAGCUUUAUAUAAAGAUUCUUCUCAAUCCCCUCUACUUGCCUGGGUCCCGUAUUAUAUCAUCCCAUUUUGAUACAAAAGUUCGAGCACUUGCCAGAAAAUAUCUGUAAAGCCAUCCUAACUGAUCUCAUUGG
Telopea speciosissima is the source of this 564-nucleotide messenger RNA. RefSeq names its product trafficking protein particle complex subunit 2-like. The record is from RefSeq and is a predicted model, not a curated record. Gene Ontology annotation, cellular component: TRAPP complex; cytoplasm; nucleus. Gene Ontology annotation, biological process: endoplasmic reticulum to Golgi vesicle-mediated transport. Bases 133 to 540 code for a protein of 135 amino acids. NCBI's taxonomy places the organism in Eukaryota, Viridiplantae, Streptophyta, Magnoliopsida, Proteales, Proteaceae. The transcript has 5 exons.